GUCAGGUACAAAAGUUAAACACUUCUGCAAUAUGUCUGCUGAAUUUGAACUCUGUCCUGGAAGAAAAAUCGGGGGCUCCAACCCCUGUUUCAUCAUCGCUGAGAUCGGACAGAACCAUCAAGGAGACAUAGAGAUCGCCAAGAAAAUGAUCCGAAUGGCCAAGGAUUGUGGCGCUGAUUGUGCAAAGUUUCAGAAGAGUGAGAUCGAGCAUAGAUUCACGAGACAAGCUCUGGAGCGCCGCUAUACGUCUCCUCACGCCUGGGGAGAAACAUACGGAGAUCACAAGCGCCAUCUUGAGUUCAGUCACCAGCAGUACAGAGAACUUCAGCAGUACGCCAAUGAUCUCGGCAUCUUCUUUACAGCGUCAGGGAUGGACGAGAUGGCUGUAGAAUUUCUCCAUGAAAUAAAUGUGCCAUUUUUCAAAGUUGCCUCAGCUGACACUAACAAUAUCCCUUACCUGGAGAAAACCGCCAAAAAAGGUCGUCCCAUGGUGAUAUCCAGUGGUAUGCAGUCUUUGGAGACCAUGCGCUGUGCUUACCAAACAGUCUGGAAGCACAAUCACAAAUUCGUCUUCCUGCAGUGUACCAGUGCUUAUCCUCUGCCAAUCGAGCACGUCAACCUCAGAAUGAUCACUGAGUUUCAGAAAGAGUUCCCAGACAUUCCAAUUGGUUACUCUGGACAUGAGACGGGCAUCCAUGUGUCUGUAGCUGCUGUGGCACUGGGGGCAAAGGUCCUGGAGCGUCAUGUGACUCUGGAUAAGAGCUGGAAAGGCAGUGACCACGCGGCAUCGCUAGAGCCGGUUGAGCUGGCAGAGCUGGUGAAAGCAAUCAGGACAGUUGAGACAGCGAUGGGCUCUCCAAUUAAACACAUGCUGCCCUGUGAAGCCUCCUGCCACAGCAAGCUGGGUAAAUCGGUAGUGGCCCGGAAGCCAUUGCAGAAAGGUGUGGCAUUAACUCUUGACAUGCUGACAGUAAAAGUGGCUGAACCGCAUGGUGUGACACCAGAGAACAUCUUCAAACUUGUUGGCAAAAAAAUCACAGUGGACCUGGAGGAAGACGCCACCAUCACUGAUGCCAUGAUAAAAGAUUAAGUGUCUCCACAAAUACAUAUCAGAAAGGUUUUUGGGGCUAAUAAGAAUUCAAUCCACAUUAUUUAUCUAAAUGGAUUUAAGGUUUAUUUACGGUGUAUUAAUGGAAACAUAUUUUUAAGUAGUGGAUUUGUAAAUUGUGGGUUCUGCUUGUUUUGUUUUCUUCUUCACUGGAAAAAAAAACUUUAUUUACACAGGGUUUUAUCUGUAUGUAUAAAGCCACUUUAGAGUAAAAUUUUAGUCUUGUGUGUCAAAAAUCUGAGAAUGACGUAAUUGUAUUCCUAGAUUUAAGAUUAAGCAUCAUUCAUAAAGGUUCAUAAGUGAUAAGAUUUGUUCUCGGCUCCUAAACAGUUUAAGGGUGCUGGAGAGGUCUCCUAAUCUAGUUAAGAGUAGCAUGAUGAAUGUGUUCUACGGAGACAACACACUCUGCAAAAAAGAAUGAAUGUGUUGGACUUAUGACAGUGGAAAAUGGGCAAAUGUGUUUCCUAGUUAAGAAAAAUGAAAUCCAUCAGUAUAUAUAUAUAUAUAUAUAUAUUCUUCCCAUAAGGCCUGCACCCCUGAGUCUUCACUUUACUGUUGUACAUGAAACUGGUGUUGAGCGGGUAGAAUUCAAUCAAGCUGUCAGCGGUGUCUAUUUCUCAAACUAGAGACUCUGAUGUACUUAUCCUCUUGUUUAGUUGUACAACUGGCCUUCCACAUCUCUUUCUGUCCUUGUUAGAGACAGUUGUCCUUUGUCUUGGAAGACUGUAGUGUACGCCUUUGAAUGGAGUCUUCAGUUUUUUGGCAAUUUCAAGCAUUGUAUAGCCUUCAUUCCUCAAAACAAUGAUUGACUGAUGAGUUUCUAGAGAAAGCUGUUUCUUUUUUGCCAUUUUUGACCUUAAUAAAUGCCAGUCUAUUGCAUACUGUGGCAACUUAAAAACAAACACAAAGACCAUGUUAAGGUUCAUUUAACAAACCAAAUAUCUUUCAACUGUGUUUGAUAUAAUGGCAAGUGAUUUUCUAGUACCAAAUUAGCAAUUUAGCAUGAAUACUCAAGGAUAAGGUGUUGGAGUGAUGGCUGCUGGCUACAUUUUUCAAAUGGUGUUAGUGCUGUUUUUUACAUCAGUAAUGUCCUGACUAUAAUUUGUGAUCAGUUGAAUGACACUUUGCUGAAAUAAAGUACCAAG
Molecule: messenger RNA, 2253 nt
Organism: Xyrauchen texanus (razorback sucker)
Lineage: Eukaryota; Metazoa; Chordata; Actinopteri; Cypriniformes; Catostomidae
Product: sialic acid synthase-like
Exons: 6
Coding region: 32-1090 (352 amino acids)
Biological process (GO): carbohydrate biosynthetic process
Molecular function (GO): N-acylneuraminate-9-phosphate synthase activity
Source: RefSeq, a predicted model, not a curated record